AUGUUAUUCUUCUUGAUUACAAUUGGUUUAUGGAAAUAUCAUGAGGCUGCUCUGACUGAAUUCAGCGGUUUUCACUGCAUGAUGCGUCAUUCAAUGCGUAUGAAUCGAGAAAUACACGGCAAGCCACAAAGAACUCCUCCACCUUUUGAAUUUCGAUUUUUGGAUUCAAAAGGUCAUGAUACUCAAUACUAUGAGCCAGGGAAAACAUAUACUAUUCGUUUGAUUGGUUUUAUACACUUUCGCGGUAUAUUGCUUCAAGGACGAUUAACAAACGAGAAUGGUUUUUUACUUGGUUCAUUAAAAGCGGGUCGAUUUAUCGAAAGUAAAACUUGGGAAACAUUUGGUAUUCGUAUGCAAAAUUGUCAUCUACAUGGAACUGGCUGGGAUGAUUCCGUGACACAUAGUGAUGAUUCUAAGAAGUUUAUUGCUCAACUCGACUGGAUUGCUGACAAUGAUAUUGGCCCUGUCCAGUUCAUGUUAACAAUUGCGGAAGAAGACGAGAUUUAUUGGGAGAGAUGGCGACCAGAAAGUGGUUUUAUCAUGCCUAUUACUUGGAAAGAUAAGCACUUGAACGUUAUCAAGGAGGUAUUUACGGAUGAAAAGACAGCUAUUGAACGCCUUGUAAAACAACAAGGCCUUGACAACCAAAAAAAAAUUACGUUAACUUCGAAAACCAAUAAAACUGAUAGAAACUUUACCCUUGGACAGCAGCUUCUUACUGAGAACAAAUUCACAGUUCAAGAACUAAACGCUUUAAGAAGGGAUGCUUCUGAACCUUUGCGAGAUGCAGCCUAUCAACCUGAAAAUGUAUUAGAAAACAAAUUAGGCGAAGGAACACAUCAAGCAACGGUCUUAGGACUACUUGAUGAAUUCCCAACUCCACUCUGGGAAUCAGAAGCAGUCACUAAUGCUGACUUUCCUGAAGUUCAAAUCACUACUGCAUCUUGGCAUUCAAGAGAAGGAGAUGGCAAUGAAAUUGAACACGUUUAUGAUGGUCGCUUUUCGAGAGUCGCCUUGACAAAUCUAAACAAUGAAAUAGCAGUCAAAACAAAAACUUUACGAAUAGAUAAUUGUCGCGAAAAUCCAUGCCAGAAUAAUGGUCAGUGCCGUUUAAACAGCACCGUUAAAAUGGGUUUUAUUUGUAUAUGCAAAGAAGGAUGGACGGGUCCAUUUUGUCAAAAGCAUGAUGUGAAGUACGACAUUUGGUCUUUAAAGCUUUAUUCGCUCUUUUAUUUUCCAGUUAAAGAUCGGUGCAUUGGACAUAGUUGUCUAUCAGGAAAGUGUGAUCCGAAUUUAUGCAAGAGGAAUGGCACCUGCAUAGAAAAAAGCAACGGUGAAUUAGGUUGCAAUUGCCCACCUGGAGCCUCUGGCAGAUACUGUGAACGCGAAAUUGACGAAUGCAAUUUUCGACGUUGCAAAAAUGGUGCAAAAUGUAUUGAUGGGUGGAACGACUAUACAUGUGUGUGUCAGCCUGGUUGGAUGGGCAAAGAUUGCGAUCGACCGUGCCAAGAUAUUUAUCGAAGCUGUGUGCAGUGGAAGAAUCAGGGUCAGUGUGAGCAAAUGCGCCAUCAUACUCGAUUUUUCGACGUUAACUGCGCCUUAUCUUGCAAGCAAUGUAUGUAUGUAAAUAAAACAGCAUUACCGACAAAGCCUUUGGCUCCAAUUUUACUUCCUUUAGCUUGGAUGAUCGGUAUAUGGAAAGCUGAAGUAAAUGGUGAUUUUGCCGUUUUUGCACUAGGUUCACGUACGCGAACUGUGGAUUAUGUGACAGAUUUCAACGGAGUAUCAUAUACCGAAAUUUUGGCAAUUACUGUUGCUGAUGUAUUGAUGUUUGGAAAGCCAAGCAUCAAUUUUACAUCAAUUGCAAUCAACAAAAAUGACCCAUUAGACCAGCAUAUUCAUUAUGGCUUUCUUACGGUUGGCUCGAAUCUGAAUGGAAAACCAUCGGUGGCACUUAUCACUUCAAGUAAUUUGGGUCAAAUAAUGAUCGAGGAAGGAGUAAUAAAUUCAAAUAGCGUGCAGUUUACGCCAAUGUAUCGUUCAGCUCUAUCACAAACAGCUAAUAAAUUGCCUCUAGAACUGCAGCGAACAUUUUCAAAAAAUAAUAAAAGAUUGAUGCAAAGUUUAACGAAAAAAGAUUUGGAUGGACGAAAUCGUAGUAUAAGUAAGCGCUAUGACAAGAUUGUUGAUAUAAAAUAUUUGUGA
Messenger RNA from Thelazia callipaeda (thelaziosis nematode), 2205 nucleotides. NCBI's taxonomy places the organism in Eukaryota, Metazoa, Nematoda, Chromadorea, Rhabditida, Thelaziidae. The record is from the annotation of a GenBank genome assembly.